Molecule: messenger RNA, 1093 nt
Organism: Salvelinus fontinalis (brook trout)
Lineage: Eukaryota; Metazoa; Chordata; Actinopteri; Salmoniformes; Salmonidae
Exons: 3
Cellular component (GO): cytosol
Molecular function (GO): NAD(P)H dehydrogenase (quinone) activity
Source: RefSeq, a predicted model, not a curated record
CCGUGGGCGGUUCCAUUGUGAUAAGAGCUGCGCGCUGCGGCACCGGACAAAGGCGCAGGUUUUCCCCUCGAGUUGCAGAAGAGCGAGAGCCCAGAUCCGGGGAAGGACCGAUCAUAAACACGCGUCAUGGCUCAGAAGACAGUGCUGAUUGUGUACGCCCAUCAGAGUGGGGAGUCCUUUAACUCGGCAGCGAAGGAUGUUGCCGUGGAAGCCCUCAGACAGCAGGGCUACAAGGUUGUUGUGUCUGACCUCUACGCCAUGAACUUCAGAGCCUCCGCCACAAUGGAGGAUAUCACAGGUGAGGUGAAGAACCCGGAGCACUUCAAGUACGGAGAGGAGACCAUGCAAGCCUGGAAGGAGGGUCGACUCAGUGAUGACAUCGUAGCUGAGCAGCGGAAAGUGGAGGCGGCGGAGCUCGUCAUCUUCCAGGUCAGAGGUCACACACUCCUCUCUCUCUCCUUCCCCUCAAAUUUCUUUCUGUCUCUCUCCCCUUCCCCCCCUCUCUCUUUCUGUCUCACUCCCCUUCCCCCCUCUCUCUCUUUCUGUCUCACUCCCAUUCCCCCCUCUCUCUCUUUCUGUCUCACUCCCCUUCCCCCCUCUCUCUCUUUAUGUCUCACUCCCCUUCCCCCUCUCUCUCUUUCUGUCUCACUCCCCUUCCCCCCUCUCUCUUUCUGUCUCACUCCCCUUCCCCCUCUCUCUCUUUCUGUCUCACUCCCCUUCCCCCUCUCUCUCUUUCUGUCUCACUCCCCUUCCCCCUCUCUCUCUUUCUGUCUCACUCCCCUUCCCCAUCUCUCUUUUUGUCUCACUCCCCUUCCCCCAUCUCUCUUUUUGUCUCACUCCCCUUCCCCCACCUCUCUUUCUGUCUCACUCCCCUUCCCCCUCUCUCUCUUUUUGUCUCACUCCCCUUCCCCCUCUCUCUCUUUCUGUCUCACUCCCCUUCCCCCUCUCUCUCUUUCUGUCUCACUCCCCUUCCCCCUCUCUCUCUUUAUGUCUCACUCCCCUUCCCCCCUCUCUCUCUUUCUGUCUCACUCCCCUUCCCCCCACCUCUCUUUCUGUCUCACCCCCCUUCCCCCCACCUCUCUUUCUGUCUCAC